This is a messenger RNA of Paramecium sonneborni, 639 nucleotides long. The record is from the annotation of a GenBank genome assembly. Lineage: Eukaryota; Ciliophora; Oligohymenophorea; Peniculida; Parameciidae.
AUGAAGAUAGUUGUGGUGUUUUUGCUUAAUUACUAAAUACUUAAGGAUAGAAAGUUGCAAACAAUUUUAGAGUUAAUCAAAGUGUUUUUGUGGCGCAACAUAGUUGAUAUAAGUUUUAUUGAAGUUAAUCCAGAAAUGGAAGCCAUGAUUAAGGGAUUAAGAUUCAAUAAUAAACUUGAAAUUUUUGGCAAUAAGCAGUUAUUCACUACUUUUAUUGUAGAUUACUUUAUUUUCAAUAAUUAAUUUAUUAAUAAGACAGUCAGGAUGAAGAAUAAAGGAUUUGCAAUAAUAUGGUAGUUUAAGAAUUAAAUCAAUACAUAAUUUUAUGAUUCAGCUCGUAAUUUAGUCCUUUAAACAACUAUUGUAGAUGUUCUAUAUUCUGGAUAAUUAGAAGAAGCUAUUACAACGACUCAAUUGGCAUUGUCAAAAUAAUUCAUAUUUUUACUUUUAUUAAAACUGAAUUUAUUAUUAUUACAAUAUACCUAUAAUUUGCAAGCAUUUAAAAUUAUAUCGAGAUAAACUGACAAGUAACUGAAUUGCUUUCAUUCGGAUUCACUAUUUAAAUAUCUUAUUAUUCAUAAUUUAGAAGAAUCCAUGCCAUAUUAAACAUUAAGACAGAUCAAUAUUUCAUAAUUUUGA